CUCCGAUUCCGGAACCGAUUUCUAUUCUGGAACCGACUCCGAUUCCGGAACCGAUUCUAUUUCGGAGCCGAUUCCGGAGCCGUUUCCGGAGCCGUUUCCGGAGCCGAUUCCGGAGCCGAUUCCGAUUCCGAUUCCGGAGCCGAUUCCGAUUCCGGAGCCGAUUCCGAUUCCGGAGCCGAUUCCGGAGCCGAUUCCGGAGCCGAUUCCGAUUCCGGAGCCGAUUCCGGAGCCAAUUCCGGAGCCAAUAACGGAGCCAAUUCCGGAGCCGAUUCCGAUUCCGGAGCCGGAGCCGAUUCCGGAGCCGUUUCCGGAGCCGUUUCCGGAGCCGAUUCCGGAGCCGAUUCCGAUUCCGAUUCCGGAGCCGAUUCCGAUUCCGGAGCCGAUUCCGGAGCCGAUUCCGGAGCCGAUUCCGAUUCCGGAGCCGAUUCCGGAGCCAAUUCCGGAGCCAAUAACGGAGCCAAUUCCGGAGCCGAUUCCGAUUCCGGAGCCGAUUCCGAUUCCGGAGCCGAUUCCGAUUCCGGAGCCGAUUCCGAUUCCGGAGCCGACUCCGAUUCCGGAGCUGAUUCCGAUUCCGGAGCCGAUUCC
Anopheles gambiae (African malaria mosquito) is the source of this 585-nucleotide messenger RNA. RefSeq names its product clumping factor A-like. Lineage: Eukaryota; Metazoa; Arthropoda; Insecta; Diptera; Culicidae. The record is from RefSeq and is a predicted model, not a curated record. The annotation marks the transcript as partial. The transcript has 2 exons.